Molecule: messenger RNA, 2766 nt
Organism: Ficedula albicollis (Collared flycatcher)
Lineage: Eukaryota; Metazoa; Chordata; Aves; Passeriformes; Muscicapidae
Gene: TOX3
Product: TOX high mobility group box family member 3
Exons: 7
Coding region: 442-2181 (579 amino acids)
Biological process (GO): regulation of transcription by RNA polymerase II
Cellular component (GO): nucleus
Molecular function (GO): chromatin DNA binding
Source: RefSeq, a predicted model, not a curated record
CCGUCCGCGCCUGGCGCGUGGCUCCUUUGUGUACAGCAGCUGCUCCUGAAUGCGGAGGCAAAGCCUGUGGCUUGGCACUGAGCUUUUAAAAAACAACAGCCCUCCCUCCUUCCCUCCCUCUCUCCUUCCCUCUCCUCUGCCCUCCCUCCUUCCCUCCCCUCCUCCCGCCGAGGUGGACGGGCACCCACCUGGGGUCCGCUGCCCACCUCUCCUCUCAUCUUCCUCUCUUCUCCUCCUUGUUUACCUGCACUUUUCCGCCGCCUCUUUCCCCGCUGUCCCCGCCGCCCCCCGGCCCUCGCUCGUCCCCGCUCUCGGGCAGGCUCGGCGCCCCGCAGCUCUGCUCCCUCGGCGCUUUGCCCGUGGCCCUACCCCGGGGAAGGCACUUGAAGGUGGAUCUAUUAAACCUCCCGGCGGCCUUUCCAAGUGGACCAAAUCUCCAGCAUGGAUGUAAGAUUUUACCCGGCUACGGCGGGCAGCGCGCUCCCCGGAGACCCCUCCAACCUGGACUUUGCCCAGUGUUUGGGUUACUACAACUACAACAAGUUUGGAAACAAUAACAACUACAUGAACAUGGCAGAGGCAAAUAAUGCAUUUCUUGCUGCAAAUGAGCAGACGUUCCAUACGCCAAGCCUUGGGGAUGAGGAGUUUGAAAUCCCACCCAUUACCCCCCCGCCCGAGUCAGACCCUGCCCUGGGCAUGGCAGAUAUCCUGCUCCCCUUUCAGGGCCUUGCAGACCAGCUGCCUGCACAAGGAAAUGAAUUUACGCCUCAGUUUCCCCCCCAGAGCUUGGAUCUUCCCUCUAUUACAAUAUCCCGGAAUCUCGUGGAGCAGGACGGUGUCAUCCACAGCAAUGGAUUGCAUAUGGAUCAGAGUCACACACAGGUUUCCCAGUACCGCCAGGAUCACUCUCUGAUUAUGAGAUCCAUUGUCCAUAUGACUGAUGCUGCUCAUUCGGGAAUUAUGGCUCCGUCUCAGCUCACCACCAUUAACCAGUCUCAGCUGAGUGCGCAGCUGGGGCUAAAUUUAGGAGGCACUAAUUUGCCACACACUUCUCCCUCCCCUCCUGCAAGUAAAUCAGCCACUCCUUCCCCAUCUAGCUCUAUCAAUGAAGAAGAUGCAGAUGAAUCAAACAGAGCUACUGGAGAAAAAAGAGCUGCCCCAGAUUCUGGCAAGAAGCCCAAGACUCCAAAGAAGAAGAAAAAGAAAGACCCCAAUGAGCCACAAAAGCCAGUGUCAGCAUAUGCCCUUUUCUUCAGGGACACACAAGCUGCAAUUAAAGGACAGAACCCGAAUGCUACAUUUGGAGAUGUUUCAAAAAUAGUGGCAUCUAUGUGGGACAGUUUAGGAGAAGAACAAAAACAGGUAUAUAAAAGAAAAACUGAAGCUGCCAAAAAGGAAUACCUAAAGGCACUUGCUGCCUACAGAGCAAGCCUUGUUUCUAAGGCUGCUGCAGAAUCUGCUGAGGCCCAGACAAUUCGUUCUGUUCAGCAAACACUGGCAUCCACAAAUUUGUCUUCCUCCCUCAUUCUGAAUAGUUCUCUUUCUCAACACGCAACGGUGUCGGCAUCUCCCCAAACUCUUCAGCAGCCCCUUUCCAGAGCAAUUGCUCCAAAACCCUUGACCAUGAGACUGCCAAUGAAUCAGAUUGUAGCCUCUGUUACCAUUGCACCAAACAUGCCAACAAACAUUGCAGCUCCCUUGAUAAGCUCUAUGGGCACAAACAUGGUGGCAACGCCGUCUUCAUCUCAAGUCAGUCCCUCCAUGCAAAGCCAGCAGCACCAGAUGCAGCAGCUCCAGCAACAACAGAUGCAGCAGAUGCAGCAGCAGCAACUACAUCAGCAUCAAAUGCAUCAGCAAAUACAACAGCAAAUGCAGCAGCAGCAUUUUCAGCACCACAUGCAGCAACAUUUGCAGCAGCAGCAGCAUCUUCAGCAGCAGAUUAAUCAACAGCAAAUGCAGCAGCAGCUGCAGCACAUACAGCUUCAGCAAAUGCAGCAGCAGCAAAUGCAGCACAUGCAACACCAGUCCCAGCCUUCUCCCCAGCAGCACUCCCCGGGAGCCCCGCAGAUCACUUCUCCCAUCCCUGCCAUGGGGAGCCCUCAGCCAGCACCUCAGCAGCACCAGUCACAAAUACAAUCUCAGACACAGACUCAAGUAUUGUCACAGGUCAGUAUUUUCUGAAGAUAAAUGAUCUUGCAACAUGGCUUUGUGUUGAUGGAGGGGGUAGGGGUAAACCAUAUUUGGCUGAAAACUGUAAAUUGUUGAUGGUAGUUAUGCAGGGAUGCAUAACAGAUCAAAUGAUCCUCUAAAGUGUCUAUUAGAUAGGCAAUAAAGAACUACAAUGUAGCUGUGUAUCAUCUUUUAGCUGACUAUAAAUCAUUUUGUUUAAAAGAAAAAAUGCUGUUCUCUUUUUCAUGUGAUGCCUUUUUAAUUUAUUUAAGCUUUACCUACAAUAUGUGAAUCAACUGGCCUAAUAAAUACCUGGACCUUAUGACUGCAAAAUGGCCUUUCAGAGUUAUUUGCUGUAACCCUUCUUUCUCUAAAAGUGAGUAAUGCACUUCAAGGCAGUAUGAACUCAUGAAGCCCUUAAAGCACAGUUGUAACUACCUGUAAAAUUAUGAUUGGAUUUCAUACAAUCAUACUUGUAUGACAUGAGUUAGUUAAUGGCAUUUUUUGUCAUAAAAAAUAGAGUAAAUCACAGAUUUUUGCCAAAGCUCUUAUUUUUUUCUCUCUCUUAAAUGUCUUCAGAAAAACAAAUGCAAGUAA